AAAAGCUUCAUCCAGUGGCACGUGGCGUGUUUUUGUUUGUGUCCUUGCGCGCGCGCGCGCGUGUAUGUGUGUGUAUAUAUAUGUGUAUGUGUGUGUGUGCGUCGCUUACGUGUCUCCACACUACUAGUACAAGUGGUAACCAAGGCGUGCAUGACUAACUAGUUGUGGCUGAAAUUAUGGGAUGUAUCGUCAUGGCAACAGACCAGACGUCACAAUCUGAGCAUGUGUGCUCCAUUUUUUUGUCUUAUUUGUCAGACUGGGAGCCCUGGAUAGACAUCAUCACACAGUGACGACUUCCAAUGUGCGGCAUCAUCAACAUUUUCUUUUUCUUGUCCUUCCACAGCUGCUGCGGAUUCGUGAAGAAAGGAGCUCGGCUGCCGCUGCUGCUGUUACUGCUGCUGCUGCGACGGCGUGUGGAGGGUUAACUUUCACCAUUGUCAGCCCGAAAGGGGGCUUUUUUGGAGGGGGAGGAGGAGGAGAAGAAGGAGGAGGGAGGGCGAUGAGAUAAAGAUGCCGGGGUCGCUGAGCAAUGAAGACGAGGCGCAGGACGACAUGGAUUUUGAAGACGAGAUGCCAGACGAGGAGGAUGUGUGCGCCACGCUUCCUCUGGCGUCCAUCGGCAGCUUCUUCUCGGACGACGACUCCCUCAAACAGCAAAAAAAGAAGAAGAGUAAAAAAAAGAUGACAGAGGGCAAAGUGCCUAAAAUGAAAAAACGGAAAAAGGAGGCAGGGAUCCCAGCAAACAUGGACAGCGAGCAGGACAGGAUGUCCGAAGUGGAGGAUGACCGCGCUGCAGAGAGAGGCUCUGAGAGCGAGAGCAGCAUGUUUAGCUCCAGCAAGAAGAAGAAGAAGAAACCAAAGGAGAAGAAGGAAAGGAAGCCCAGGAAGAAGAAGCGAGAUGAGGAAGAUGAUGAAGAUGAUGAUGACGAUGGAAGCAUGAAAUGUACAUGCGCCACACAGGAACCCAAAUCGUCCAGUCAGCUGAUGCUCGAAUGGGGACUGGAGGACGUUCAGUACGGCUUCACCGAGGACGACUACAAGACCAUCACCAACUACAAAGCUUUCAGCCAGUUCCUCAGGCCUCUCAUCGCUAAGAAGAAUCCCAAGAUUCCCAUGUCCAAGAUGAUGACCGUGCUAGGGGCCAAGUGGCGAGAGUUCAGCGCCAACAACCCCUUCAAAGGCGCCUCUGCAACCGCCGUGGCAGCCGCCGUGGCUGCCGCUGUGGAAACAGUUACCGUGGCACCGCCCACCUCUGUCGGUCAGCUGAGCGCUCAGCUUGGGCCCGUCAAAAAAGCCAAAACCAAAGAGGGGAAAGGGCCUGGAGUUCGGAAGAGGUGCAAGACUGUGAAAGACGGGAAGAAGAAAGUGAAGGCGAAGAAGACCAAAUCCAAGUCAGGCCAAAGUGGGAAAAAGAAGAAGGCGUCCUCGAGCGAGGAGGACUUCCUGGAGGAGUCUGACUUUGAUGACAUCAGCAUCCUCAGUGCCUCUGUGCUUUGUGACACCUCGGGGGCGGCCGCCAAGAAAAAGACUCGGCGCGGGCGCAAAAAAAGGAAAAGGGAGGAUGGCGACGGCUACGAGACGGACCACCAGGACUACUGUGAGGUGUGUCAGCAGGGCGGUGAGAUCAUCCUGUGUGAUACCUGUCCCCGAGCGUACCACCUGGUGUGCCUGGAGCCUGAGCUGGAGAAGGCCCCCGAGGGCAAAUGGAGCUGCCCACACUGUGAAAAGGAGGGGAUCCAGUGGGAAGCCAAAGACGAGGAGGACGAAGACGAGGAGGAGGCGGCGGCAGCGGUGGCGGCGACGGCGCGAGAGGAAGAAGAUGACCACAUGGAGUUUUGUCGAGUGUGUAAAGAUGGAGGAGAACUGCUGUGUUGCGACACCUGUCCAUCAUCCUACCACAUCCAUUGCCUCAAUCCGCCACUGCCUGAGAUACCCAACGGGGAGUGGCUGUGUCCACGCUGCAUGUGCCCUCCUCUAAAAGGAAAAGUACAAAAGAUUCUUCACUGGAUGUGGGGCGAGGCGCCUCUUCCCCCAGAGCCGCCCAUGGGCCUGGAUGGCAAGCCCACCGUAGACGUCUUAAGCAAGCCCCCUCUCAAGGGCCAUCCCGAAAGGGAGUUCUUUGUAAAGUGGGCUGGUCUCUCACAUUGGCACUGUUCCUGGGUCAGCGAACUGCAGUUGGAACUCUACCACACUGUCAUGUACCGGAAUUACCAGCGUAAAAACGACAUGGAUGAACCCCCGCCGUAUGACUACGGUUCGGGCGAGGAUGAGCUCCACAAUGAGAAGAGGAAGAGCAAAGACCCUCAGUACGCUGUGAUGGAGGAGCGCUUCUACCGAUACGGAAUCAAACCGGAGUGGAUGGUCAUUCAUCGCAUACUCAACCACAGCUUUGAUAAAGACAGCGACGUGCAUUACUUAAUCAAGUGGAGGGACCUACCUUAUGACCAGUGCACCUGGGAGGUGGAUGAUUUUGACAUCCCGGAAUAUGACAGCCAUAAAGCUUCCUACUGGGACCAUCGGGAACAAAUCUUAGGGGAGGACCAACGCCCUCUGGUGGUGAGAAAGGGAAAGAAAGAGGACCAUCGAAAGAGGGAGAUCCCUCCGGAUGCUCCCAUCAUUGAUCCAACAAUAAAGUUCGAGCACCAGCCGUGGUACAUCAACGCCACCGGGGGAACGCUGCACCCGUACCAGCUGGAGGGCCUGAACUGGUUGAGGUUCUCUUGGGCUCAGAGCACCGACACCAUCCUGGCUGAUGAAAUGGGUCUGGGAAAGACGGUGCAGACUAUCGUGUUUUUGUAUUCCCUUUAUAAAGAGGGUCAUUCCAAGGGCCCCUUCCUGGUGAGCGCGCCCCUCUCGACCAUCAUCAACUGGGAGCGGGAAUUUGAGAUGUGGGCCCCAGAUUUUUAUGUGGUGACGUAUACCGGAGACAAGGACAGCCGCGCCACCAUCCGGGAGAACGAGUUCACCUUUGAGGACAGUGCGGUCAAGCUGGGACGAAAGGCGUUCCGCAUGAAGAAAGACACUCCUAUCAAAUUCCACGUGCUGCUGACCUCCUACGAGCUGAUCACCAUCGAUCAAGCAAUCUUGGGUUCCAUCACGUGGGCUUGCCUGGUGGUGGACGAGGCCCACAGGCUGAAGAACAACCAAUCAAAGUUUUUUAGAAUCCUCAAUGGAUACAAGAUCUACUACAAGCUGCUGCUCACUGGAACGCCUCUUCAGAACAACCUGGAAGAGCUCUUCCAUCUUCUCAACUUCCUCACUCAGGAGCGCUUCAAUAACCUGGAGGGCUUCCUGGAGGAGUUUGCCGACAUCUCCAAAGAGGACCAGAUCAAGAAACUUCACGACCUGCUGGGGCCGCACAUGCUCAGGAGGCUCAAAGCGGAUGUCUUCAAGAACAUGCCUGCCAAAACGGAGCUGAUCGUCAGGGUGGAGCUCAGCCCCAUGCAGAAGAAAUACUACAAGUUCAUCUUGACACGAAACUUUGAGGCGCUCAACUCCAAAGGCGGCGGCAACCAAGUGUCCCUGCUCAACAUCAUGAUGGACUUGAAGAAGUGCUGCAACCACCCGUACCUGUUCCCCGUGGCGGCUGUGGAGGCUCCAGUUCUACCCAACGGCUCGUAUGACGGAAACCUGCUGGUGAAGUCCUCCGGCAAGUUGACGCUCCUUCAGAAGAUGCUGAAGAAACUCAAAGACGAAGGCCACAGAGUUCUUAUUUUCUCACAGAUGACAAAGAUGUUGGAUCUGCUGGAGGACUUCCUCGAGUUUGAGGGUUAUAAAUACGAGCGUAUUGAUGGCGGCAUCACUGGAGGUCUGAGGCAGGAGGCCAUUGACCGUUUCAACGCACCUGGCGCUCAGCAGUUCUGCUUCCUGUUGUCAACACGAGCUGGAGGGUUGGGCAUUAACCUUGCCAGCGCAGACACCGUCAUCAUCUACGAUUCAGACUGGAACCCUCACAAUGACAUCCAAGCAUUUAGUAGAGCGCACCGCAUUGGCCAGAACAAGAAGGUGAUGAUCUAUCGUUUUGUUACGCGGGGCUCGGUGGAGGAAAGGAUCACUCAGGUAGCCAAGAGGAAGAUGAUGCUGACCCACCUGGUGGUACGACCUGGUCUCGGCUCCAAAACAGGCUCCAUGUCCAAACAAGAACUGGAUGACAUCCUCAAGUUUGGAACAGAGGAGCUCUUCAAGGACGAGAUGGAGGCUGCUCGGACCAUGGGUGACAACAAAGAUGGCGAGGAGGGCAACGUGAUUCACUAUGAUGACGACGCCAUCUCCAAACUGCUGGAUCGCAGCCAGGAUGCCACUGAAGAUACCGAAAUCCAGAACAUGAACGAGUACCUGAGCUCCUUCAAGGUGGCCCAGUAUGUGGUGAAAGAAGAGGAUGGAGAGGAGGAAGUGGAGCGGGAAAUCAUCAAGCAGGAAGAGAACGUGGACCCGGACUACUGGGAGAAACUCCUCCGCCAUCACUAUGAGCAACAACAGGAGGACCUGGCCCGAAACCUGGGCAAGGGCAAACGCAUCCGCAAGCAGGUCAACUACAACGACACCACCCAAGAGGACCAAGACAACCAGUCGGAGUACUCUGUGGGGUCCGAGGACGAGGACGAAGACUUCGAGGAAAGGCCUGAAGGAGGGCGCCGACAGUCUCGCCGACAGCUGAGGAACGAGAAAGACAAACCUCUGCCCCCCCUGCUGGCCCGCGUUGGCGGCAGCAUCGAGGUCCUGGGCUUCAAUGCCCGGCAGAGGAAAGCCUUCCUGAACGCCAUCAUGCGCUGGGGCAUGCCCCCCCAGGAUGCCUUCACCUCUCACUGGCUGGUGCGGGACCUGAGAGGGAAAAGUGAGCGCGAGUUCAGGGCCUACGUGUCUCUGUUCAUGAGACACCUUUGCGAGCCGGGUGCAGAUGGAGCCGAGACAUUCGCCGAUGGUGUCCCGCGUGAAGGUCUCUCUCGCCAACAUGUCCUCACCAGGAUUGGAGUCAUGUCACUUGUGAGGAAAAAGGUGCAGGAGUUUGAGCACGUCAAUGGAAAGCUGAGUUCUCCGGACCUCAUUCCGAUCGGAAUGGAGCUUAAGAAGCUGACCGAGAGCGUUUCGUCUGAUCCCAACACUCCGCUGCAGGCCAGUCCGGUAGCCACACAACCCGGGACCCCCAACCCACCAGACAAGACUGAGUGUCCCACAGACGACAAAGACGCAGCACAACAAGAAAGCAAGAAACGCUCCGAGCAGGAAACAUCUUUGCAGACCUGUGCAGAAGCCCUGGGUUCACGUGAUGCAGAAGGACAACGUGUCAAUGAGCAGGAAGCGGCGACGCGUGAGGAGGAGGAGCCAGCAGCCGACGUCAACGAGAGCAACACGACCUCUGAGGAAAGAACACGAGGAAACGAGAUGGACAAAAGUCAGUCGCCCCCUAAACACACCGAGAAGACAACAGCGAUGUCGUCCAGUCAGAACUCACCUCAAAAGGAGCCGUGCAAAGAACCCGAGAAGCCAUCAGAGAGAGGAGAUGCUGAGGAGAAGGAGAACAAACCAGAUGACGUGAAAAGCGAAGACGCCGCAGACAGUCGACUUAAUGGAGACAAGGACACGUUGGACGAACUGGAGGACGCCAGGAAGGAAGAGAAAAAUGGAUUCAAGACAAAGUUCAUGUUUAAUAUCGCUGAUGGAGGUUUUACAGAGCUGCACACGCUGUGGCAGACGGAGGAGCGAGCGGCGUUGUCGUCAGGAAAGAUGCACGACAUCUGGCACCGUCGCCACGACUACUGGCUGUUGGCAGGCAUUGUCACGCACGGUUACGCUCGCUGGCAGGAUAUUCAGAACGACCCACGCUACGCCAUCCUCAACGAGCCUUUCAAGACAGAGAUUCAUAAGGGCAACUACCUGGAGAUGAAGAACAAGUUCCUGGCUCGACGUUUUAAGUUGUUGGAGCAGGCGCUGGUGAUCGAGGAGCAGCUGAGGAGGGCGGCCUACCUGAACAUGAGCCAGGACCCCAGCCACCCCGCCAUGGCGCUCAACACUCGCUUCACCGAGGUGGAAUGUCUGGCCGAGUCUCACCAGCACCUGUCCAAAGAGUCCAUAGGCGGGAACAAGCCCGCCAACGCCGUGCUGCACAAAGUUUUAAACCAGCUUGAAGAACUUCUGAGUGACAUGAAGGCCGACGUGACACGACUGCCCAACAUGCUCUCCCGCAUCCCUCCUGUGUCGGCCCGCCUGCAAAUGUCAGAACGCAGCAUCCUCAGCCGCCUCACCAGCCGAGGUGGAGAACCGCCACCACAGCAGACUUUUAGCCAGGGAGGGUUUGCCUGCUCCCAGAUGUACGGAGCAACUUUUGCCGGUGCGUUCAGAGGCCCGGGUGGACAACCGAUGGUCAAUUAUAGUCAGAUGCCUCUGGGGCCGUAUGUAAGCGGAUAUUCUGGGUGUCAUCCUUUAGUGUCAAAUGGCCCGCCUACCAACCACCUGGACAAGAAGACCUUCGAGUCCUUGAGAGACGUGGCCACACCUGACCUCAAGUCCGGCAAAGCGAGUGACGUCAUCUGUAUCGAAGACUAAAAACCUGCUUUCCGGAUGAUGACAUCGAUAAUAUUUUUGGCUUUGGGACGUACAUCCUACAUACUUUGGCCUUCCUGGCUUCAUAACGAGAUCCUUAUUUUUUCUUUUUGCAGACGUAUGAAUCUAAAGAAUUGCACUUUUACCUCUCAAGAGUCCUUGAGAGGGUUUUUUUAAAUUAAUAUUUUGACUGUAUCCUGCCCUCAGAUUUCAGACAAGUUGUGCUGAUGCUGUGGUCCGGGAUGGGCUUCAUCUAAUCCUAAAAUUUUUUCAGCCCAUAUGCGAGGACUCUUCGGAACAGCCGGGCUCAGCGUUUAAAGGAUCAUUACGUCGACAAGAAGAAUAUGUGUUUUCUCAUUCAUGUCGUGCACUUAAGUGUGGAAUUGAGAACAGCAGCUAUUCAUGUAUGCAGUUAAGAGGACAGUCUACCUGGAAGUAUGCCACCUCCUGGUGUUUUGCGGGAAGUGCAGUCCUUCUUUACCUCAUGUAAAGUGUCAUACAAGUACUUGACAUGUGCAGGAGAGGGGUUCACCUCACCCAUAAAUGUGAUAGCUUCUACCUUUUGAAUGUUUGAAGUAGUGGCUGCACUAAAAAAAACUCAAACCCACCGCCCCAGUGGACAUUUACCGUUGUUAGAAUUAUGAUCUAUCUAUCAUUUUAAGUGUUCCAUUCAUUUUCAAUGGACAGCUCUCUCUUUUUAUCUAAUGAUGUUCACCUUUUUUAUUGACAUUCCCUCCACCAACGCCCCUUCGCAAAUGAGACUGGAGUUAUGUUCUCCAUAAGGGUUUCUAAUUCCGCCCUCCAUGUGGCUGGCAAUCAACUGUAAUGGUAAUGUUUUAUUUCAUUUGAACAUGCAUCAGAUUACAAUUGAAUGCAUCACAUAAUAAUAAUUCACAGUUCCACAUGUCCAAAAAGGAGUAGGAAGAAGCAAAGCUUAUUAAAUCCUACCCCUCCAUAUGGUACUUUUACAGUAACUGUUACAUUUGUUCACUUCCUGCUUUCAUAAUAUAGUUUAAGGUGGUUUGAGGUAACUGAAAUGAAGAAAUUGUGAUUUUAAAGAAUAUGGAGCCAUUGUUGGUCAGCGAUCGGAUUAGAUGGUCGCAUUUUCUUCUGUCUAUAUGAGCAUUGUUGAAUUUAAAUGAUGGUUGAGGUUACUUAUUUCAGCGUGUUUUUCCAUCCAAUUCCAUGACAUUUGCUAUAGAGGUUACUAUAUGUAUUUAUUUAUUUCACAGUUUAAAGUUGCAUGGACAUAAAUGUGCCAAUUGGCUACUUUUUAGCUGCAGGCCCUCGGCAAGUACAUAACAAAUAUUACAUUUUUUUUUUUUAUUUCAGCCUCACUACUUUUCCACUGCUUUGUCUUUGCUUAGACUUGCUUUUACUUGGACAUCAAAACAAGAUUUUAAAUUUUUUUUUAAGUAAACCAUCUUCAGUACGUUGAUGACGUUUUUGCACUGUUGUUCUUGUUCAAAUGCUGUGCAGAUGAAUCCUCAGAAACAUGUAAAUACGAUUUGUGCAGCAAAACGUACAAAAAAAAAAAAAAAGAAUGUCUGCGGUGAUGUCAGCAGCAAAACAUUGUGAUAAAAUGCAAUCAAACUGAAGUCCAGGUAUGAAUGUACUGCCUACUAGAAAACAAGAUUUCAGUCUAAUAUCAUAAGUACGCUUCUGUACAUGCUUCUAAUUAACAUGGCUUCAAAAGCUACAAAAAAAAAAGACCCUGAUUAAGGCACCUUUGCAGCGAAUGCACAGCUUAUGAAGCUUUUUAUACGGUGCUUCACUUUGUGGGAAAUUUGCAGUUUGGAAGACGAAAGGUUCUGAUUUGUGCUGUGAAGCGACUGAACGACAAAAUGAAUGGUUAUCUUUUUAUUUGUACCGUGUAUUUGUUUUGUGUGUUUUAAUAAAUCUUACA
Doryrhamphus excisus (bluestripe pipefish) is the source of this 8446-nucleotide messenger RNA. The record is from RefSeq and is a predicted model, not a curated record. Lineage: Eukaryota; Metazoa; Chordata; Actinopteri; Syngnathiformes; Syngnathidae.